GGGCUGCGCAAGCCGUCCCCGGUGGCAGACUGUUUGCUCAUGCUGGUGUACAAGGAUAAAUCUGAACGAGCGAAAGGGCAUAAGGAGAGGAGCAGCAUGACCUUAGAAGACAUCUGUGGCUUGGAUCCUGGGCUCUCUUAUGAGGGCUUGAGUCAUACGCUUGCAAUCAUCUGUCUCUCUCAAGUUGUGAUGCUUGGAUUUGAGAACAAGGAAACAAUGUAUGCGUGGGAUGUACGAAUCCGCUACAGUUUGGGAGAAGUUCAUAGAUUUCAAGUUUUCGUAGCACCUGGCACUAAACUAGAGAGUGGGCCUGCUACGCUGCAUUUCUGCAACGACAUUUUCGUCCUCGUAAAAGACCUUCCUCCCAGUGUCAUGGGGCAGUGGAAGCUCUCGGAUCUGCGUCGAUACGGAGCUGUCCCAAAUGGAUUCAUCUUUGAAGGGGGUACCAGGUGUGGCUUCUGGGCUGGUGUCUUUUUCCUUUCUUGCGCUGAAGGAGAGCAGAUCAGCUUUCUGUUCGACUGCAUCGUCCGUGGCAUCUCCCCGACGAAAGGCCCUUUUGGUCUGCGGCCAGUCUUACCAGAUCCAAGUACAAAUCCAGCCUAUUCAGAAGAGAGAUUGGCUCAUGAAGCUUUGCAAUUGGAGAAGCGCUUGAGCCUGCUGUCCCAUACCAGUCGCCAGGGCAGUGGAGGAGAUGAUAGAAGUAUUUCAAGCUCAUCCUCAGAUACCAGCCACUCGGAUGUUAGUGUUGGGAGCAGGCUGACAAUUUGGCCUGAACAGUCUUCAGCCAGCACUUCUCAAGAGAGUCACGGACUGGCAGCUGCCAAGGGCAUCCAUCUGGGGGAAGAAAAGACCCACCCCGAAGGGGCACGUGGCCUCACUAAACCGCCUCCAAAGCCUCUCCGGUCCAGACAGCUGCAGGAAAUUGGACGUCAGAGUUCUUCAGACAGUGGAAUAGCUACUGGUAGUCACUCUUCUUACUCUGGAAGUUUCUCUUCCUAUGCUGGGAGCUUGGACAUUUGCCACGGUGAGGAGUUUGGGUCAUUGCUAAGCUUGCCGUUGAACUUUCCUUCAGAUCAGAAUUUAUGUACUUGUCCUCACAGUGAGCCCCAGAGAGGAGCGGGCUCAGAGUAUCAGGUUCCCAGCUCUCUCAGACAUAUUUAUGAUAUCCCCAGGAGUUUGUUACAGGCAGCUGCCAAAGAUGUGCAGCCGAAGAGUGCUGAUUCCACGCAACCCAAGGACCAGCCCCUGGCACCUCAAGGCAUUAGUGACCCAAAACUGCUUAUACCACUCGCAGAAGCACGAAGGGCACCUGAGCACAGCCGGGAGAGACGGAGACCUCCAUCCUUGCUCUCCCAAAGCUCCAAGGACUCCAGUGAUGAGACAUAUGUGGAUUUUGUUACGAGGUGGUCAGACACAAAGCCCCAAGGACAGGUGUCCGACUCGAAAAGUAGUGGGUUGGCACCACCUAGUGGAGUCUCAGCUGACCCCUAUGACAUAUGUAGCCCCCACCCUGGGAUGACAAGAGCUCUUUUUUCAGCUUGUCCAAUCUGUGGUGGAUUAAAGGGAACAGCAGUUUUACAGUCUGGAGUCUUACCAGCUAUACCAGCAGGUGCUUCUUCUGUCAUGGCAGCUUCUGGAUCUCUGAAAGUGCAUAAAGGGCACACUCUGCAAGCUGGUCCUAAAGGUGGCUGUGAGGUGCCAACACUUUCUGCAGAACCUGGAACUCCUACUAGCCCUGAGGAAUCUGAAGGUGCAGUAGGUUACUCAGCUGACGUCCCUGCAUCAGAUCGACCCCACAGUGAGACAGCCACCUAUGUUAAUAUUCCUGUCAGUCCUACAUCCAAAAAACUACUUCAUUACAUGGAACUGGAACUUCAAGAAUCUACGACAAGCAUAAGAGGGGGUGGCUCGUCCCGCUACGCUCAGAUAGACAUCGCGGCCACGGAGACGGCGCACAAAGUGGGGACGCAGCACGCGCAGGGCCGCGAGGAACGCCUGCAGCAGCUGGAGCACAGGAAGAAAGGGGCUCCCCAGUGA
Molecule: messenger RNA, 2037 nt
Organism: Tinamus guttatus (white-throated tinamou)
Lineage: Eukaryota; Metazoa; Chordata; Aves; Tinamiformes; Tinamidae
Source: RefSeq, a predicted model, not a curated record